This is a messenger RNA of Ctenopharyngodon idella (grass carp), 2775 nucleotides long. It is a transcript of the gene mpzl2b, whose product is annotated as myelin protein zero-like 2b. The record is from RefSeq and is a predicted model, not a curated record. Gene Ontology annotation, cellular component: membrane. NCBI's taxonomy places the organism in Eukaryota, Metazoa, Chordata, Actinopteri, Cypriniformes, Xenocyprididae. Gene Ontology annotation, biological process: cell-cell adhesion.
CUCUUUUCACUCACGGAUUUUAAGUGCAAGCUGUGAGCGGUUUAACAUGGCCGCUGUGCUCCGGAGUUCCGAAGUUCAACCAAUACUUAGAUAUUGAGUGUAAAUACAGUACGCUGCUAGAUAUAUAGUUAACAGUACAUUGCUAUCGCAUAUAGGAGCUCUGAUAAACUCCUCUAUAAGUUUUCUUAUGAGUCGAAUCUGGAUUUACCUGUUUUCUGCGCUGUGCGCGCUGGUCUUGUCAGGUGUAUAUCAGGUGGAGGGAAUGGAGGUGCUUACAUCUUCAGAGUUGGAGGCUGUCAAUGGGACAAAUGUACGUCUCAAAUGUACAUUUAAAUCUACCCAUCCGCUCUCAGAUGAAAAAAUCUCUGUAUCCUGGAGCUUUCAGCCACUCGGAAAGUCGUCAACAGAAUCGAUUUUUCACUACCACAGAGGUGCAUAUCCCCCAUCAGAAGGCCCGUUUAAGGAUCAUGCUGUAUGGUCUGGUGAUGUAAUGAAAGGUGACGCAUCCAUCAUGCUGCAGGAUGUGCAGUUCAACUUUAAUGGUACCUACAGCUGCCAAGUCCGAAAUCCACCUGACAUCCAGGGCUUUGCAGGCGAGAUCAGCCUCAGAGUUGUUCAAAAAGUUUCAUUCUCUGAAAUUGGAAUUCUGGCUGUAGCUGUGGGUGGGUCCAUUGGCGUCGUUCUCCUCAUCCUCAUCAUCUAUAUUAUUGUGCGGGUUUUCCGGAGACGGGACAAUGACAUGAGUGUUGAGAUGGAGGACUACACAUCAAAGGAUCAAGUGCUGUGAGAGGGAACGCCUGGCUUUUAGUGAGGAGUGAUACAUGUAAUAAUAACACAUGCCACAGUAUUCUCUAAUUGUAUGAAAUAACACAAUAUCUAGAUGUCAGAUCUUAAUUUUUACUAAUAAUAAUUUUACAGAGACUUUUUAGUAAUCAUUACAUUAUUAUUAUUUUUUUUUUUUACAUUUUGUUUGUUGACUUUUUUAAUGUAUGAAAACAGAGGGGGGGUAUAAACACACUUUAUACUUAAAGUGAGAUCAUCUAGCCUUUUAUUCUUAAAAAGAUAUGAAAUACCAGUUCAAAUAUGUAUAUAAAACCUGACUGUUGCUGCCUGUAGGUAUGAUUGAGAAUUUUUAUGUCACUCACUUCAUUCUGUGUUUGUCUGUUGCACUGUUUUAUGGCAGUUUGUGCGGUCACACAUGUAUGUGAUGUUCAAAUCUACAUAUGCGCUUUUGUGCAUGUGUAUGUCUGCAUACGUGUGUGGGUGUGUUUCUGUGUAUGAACACAUUAUAUGUGGAUCACAAAUCUGUGUGGCAAAGAACUGUUCUUUUAAAAGUGCAAUAUAAAUUUUAAAACCUUUUGUAAAACAUCAGUAAAACACCAGUAAAACAUUUUGUAAAUAUAUGGAUGGAUCAAAGAGGAACUGCAUGAAAAAAUUAUUGAACAUGUUGUACUUGGCCCUUGAUUGUUCUUUCUAUUGCACAUCUCAUUGCUUGAACCUCAAAUCUUCAGGGUUUUGGGAUUCUCUGUUCAUCAGUGCUGCUGAUUAAGAUUUUGCUAUUUAUAACAUUUCUUUCAUAUGAGUGAAUCCAUCCUUUAAUCCUAGUUUAAAAUGAAAUACUGUGAUCUCUGUUGAUCACAAUUUUUUUUUCUUGUUGGUUUUGUUACAUUUUACAAAAAUGUUUAUAGAUUUUUUUUUAUUUGUUUUUUUAUUGACAUUUUAAAAGUAAAAAAAAAAAAAAUCUUUUUUGAAAACCUAUUGUGGAUGUUAUGUUCUCUUUGAAAUUUUGACAUGGUAAAGCUAGUUUUAAAAGCUGUACAAGCAACAAAUGUUUUGUUUCAUUUCAUUUCAUUUCAUUUCACCUACUGCCAGUCAGGACUUUUGUGAGGCUAAAAUGCUAAAUUUAGCUCUGCUAGUUUUGGUUGUUUUUAAUAAAUUUCCAGAUUUAAAGGGGGACUCGGUAGUAUUUCAUCUACACUGUUUGGAGGUUAGUCGGGCCGAUACCAACAACAAACGUCUAGCCAAUCAGCAUUAGGGGGCGUAUGACGGUUGAGGAGAGAGAACGAGCAAGCAGGAGAUUUAAAAAUAAGAAAAAGGAAAAAAAAAAAAAACUGCAGAACGAGAAAUGGGACUCAAUACAAAACAGCUCAAAAGAAUAUCACUGGAAUGAAGGUUUAUGACUGGGCAAGCGCUUUAGGACCCGCGUUAAUAUUAGAAAAGCUUUCCAGCGCUGGAGAGAGCUAAGUGGGAAGACUUGAAAACAGACUUGGAGGCUGCUUUGAUCCCGCUCAUGUGAGUAACACUGGGUUUAGAUUGUCUGGAGCUGCUGUGCUGUUUGCGACGAACACUUUGUAUUUACUCUUGUAAACAUAGCCAGAUAGUGAGAGUUGUGCAGUUAAACCACUGCACAUGGACGACCGCUAGAAAAUGCUGUGUUUAGCGUCAAUGUUAAUGCAAUCGCCUCGCAUGCCUGGGGUCAGGGUUCGAGACUGACUUGGAGUAGGGUGGUUGGGAUUGGAGUGUGAGGUUUGGAGGUGGAGUAAUAAAGAGAGGGGUGGGUUUGUUUGGGUUGAUUUCAAAUAUCAACGAUGUCCAACAGUGUUGUUCAAAUUCAACUUAGAGCACCUUUAAGUAUGACUAUUAGACAAUUUAUUCAAAGUAGACUGAUUUAGUCAUUGUAAAAAAAGAAACACAAGUAAGAAUACAAACAAGACUGAACCCUUUUAAAAUUGGACAUUGCUUUACCAUGGAAAUAAAACCUUUUACCAGGUUCAA